AUGGCUCAGCGAGGUGUACUGCAGGGCAUGCGACUCCACAGGGUCGUCGUCAUUGCUGCAAUCGUCCUCAUCGCCAUCUUCGCCUUCUACCACCACCACUCAUUCUCGGCAUCGGAGCUCGACCUCGCCAACAUUCACCAACGUCCCAGUGACCAUGCAUCAGACGAGAUCAGCACGACCACCAGCGUCCACGCCUGGUCCGAUCAAAGCGAUGAUCUUGAGCGCAGACGUCUAGACCUCGACUCCAACUUCACUUCCGUUCCACCCAUCUUCAACAAGACGCCCUUGGAUGUUGAAAACGAGAAGAAGAAAGGCGAGACGCUCCUCUGCUAUCUGGACGACCCCCUUCUAGCCGGUCCUCUUGCUGUUUCGCGAUGGACCGACUACGCUUCCAUGGAGGAAUGGGGCUGGCAGGGACAUGAGACUAGCCAACGCUGGGCAUACAUGUCCUUCGCGUCCGACAUUGUACCAGGUCUGGGUGUGCCAGAACUGCUCCUUCCAGCGGCGAAUGUCGAAUGGUACCAUUGGCACGAGCGUGUCAUCGAUGGCACGACCUAUCCCAUCACCAACGGGCAGUACAUCAAUGUCUACUGGCCAGACUAUGGCAUUCUGAUGGCCAACGACAACGCUGGUCCUGCGUAUCAGGUCGAGAAAGCUCGCGGCAGCCAGAUCCCGUGGGAAGACGAGAAGUUAUGGUCCGACGUCAAUUAUCUCACCUGGAAGCAUCUCACUAACGAGGUCCAACGCCGCGGUCUGAAAUGGAUCUUCCAACGCGGCAUCAUCAACAAAGACACGCAAGCAGCAAUCGAGAAGAUCACCGCAUACCACAACGUAGGCGACAAAGCACCCGAAUGGCCAGGCCUUGAUCUGACGCCCGGCUCGUUUGGUUUCGAGAUGAUUCUGGCGAGUCCGAAUCUGCGAGGCGUGAUGUGGUUGUUGAUUCAGCAUCAGGCGGACUUGGGCAAGAAGAAGAUUCUGAGGGUGAGGAUGUGGAGGGCCGGGAGGGGCAUGUAUGCGCCCAAUCUGGUCGUGGAGCUUGGAGAUGCUAGUGGAGAUGAUGUUGAAGAUGCGAUUGGAGUGUGGGGAGGGACUUAG
Zymoseptoria tritici IPO323 is the source of this 1095-nucleotide messenger RNA. RefSeq lists its product as uncharacterized. The record is from RefSeq and is a predicted model, not a curated record. NCBI's taxonomy places the organism in Eukaryota, Fungi, Ascomycota, Dothideomycetes, Mycosphaerellales, Mycosphaerellaceae. Bases 1 to 1095 code for a protein of 364 amino acids. The transcript is spliced from 4 exons.